AAGUCAAUGGCUACCGUCAACUGUUUGGUUACCAACAUUCUUCAAAAAUUUCAUUUUUGGGUGAACUAUCCUUUUAAGUACAGUAAAAGAUGUAAUUACAGAUAUGUAGAUGCAGUUUGACCAUGCAAUUCAAGUAGAGCACUAAUAUUAGUACUGCCAAUAUUUCUGUUUGCUGUGAGGAGUCAAUAUCUUGACUGUGAUUUAUCUCAGAAGCGGAAGAAGAGAGUACAAUAAAUGCUCUUGUGAAGUUGCAGGAUUACUUCAGGAGAUGGAGAAAAUUGAUACUAAGAUGGAAAUAGCUGAAAAACAACAUACAGCUUGAUCCAUAUUGAGUCUAAUUAAACUACUCAGAAAAUAUUAAUUUGUAAAUGCCUAGCAACUAAAAAGUCUUGCCUAAAAUGGCUAGCAAAUGCUCCUUUAACUAGUUACUACACACAAAAACACAGACCUACCUCCCACAUGACAACAAACCUGACAGAUGUGUGCAUCCUCAUGCAAAUCAAAUACUUCCUUCUUCCUCUAGCACUAAUUAAAAUGUGCCUACUGGAAUGUGAUACAUGGGAACAAUUACUUACUGCUUCUGAUGUUGACUCCUGAAAUUAAUGCUGAAACUUAAUUCAUUAACCACAGGAUGUGCAUGGGAUUUCUCUAAACGAGUCCCUUUAAAUGACUUGUGGUGACAUAGCUUGAAAGUGAGGAAGUAAGUCAUCAUGAAGGCCUAUGACCUGUUUAGCGUAUACAGAUGCUGACCAGUGAUUUUAAUUUUGCUUGCGUCAGCUACUAAUCAUGUUUAACUGAAUCAGGCUUUGACCUGAAUGACUACGGAAGCAUUUAUAAUGUCUGUCACCAUGGAUUUAAUGCCUAUAGAGAAAUGUUUUUCCUGUUUUUCUCAAGAAUAGGUUAAUUGAAAAUUAUAGUAAUGCAGCCAUCUGUUUUCAUUUUGAGUUUUGUAUCACCCCAACUCUUUAGUAACCUUGGUAGAUUUUGGAUUUCAUACACAUCUAUGUGUGUAUAUGUGAAUUUUUAUUUACUUUUUGCUUGAUACUGAACUUUGCUGAGUGAUCAUAAGGAACUACAGAAACAGAUUCCAUAAUACAUGUGCUGUUUUAUCAGAUCUGUUGAAAUGAUUACUGUGUUGCAUGAGUAAUGAGAGGUAGAGAGAUAAAAAUACUGCAGAUCUGGAUUAUGGGUCCCCCUGCUGGUUAGUUAAGGAUAAAGCAAUUUUGCUUAUUUUAUGUUAUUUUAUUUUAUUUUUAUGAAAGGAAAACCCCGCUGUUAGAAAAAGGUAGAGCAUUUCUGUUUAUUUUUAUUUUAUUAUUUGUAUAUGUAUGUGUGAUUUUAAUAAUUUGACAAAGUAAAGCUUCUUUUACCAUGCCAAUAAAGCUCAGAAAGGAUGGAUGGAUGGAUGGAUAGAUAGAUAGAUAGAUAGAUAGAUAGAUAGAUAGAUAGAUAGAUAGAUAGAUAGAUAGAUAGAUAGAUAGAUGGAUGGAUGGAUGGAUGGAUAGAUGGAUAGAUAGAUACAUCCAUAGAUGGAUGGAUGGAUGCAUGCAUAGAUAGAUAGAUAGAUAGAUAGAUAGAUAGAUAGAUAGAUAGAGACACAAACAGCAGACCACCUGUUCAGGUGGAUAUAAUGUAUGUAUUUGUAAAUAUUUCACCUCUUGAAGACGAGCAGUUUUUUUUUUUCUUUUUUUUUUUCUAAACAACAACCUUAACAUCAUGAAUGACAAUUCAAAAUCCACACAAAACCCCUCACAUCUGCCCAGCACACUCUCCUGUGCAGGUUGUGUUUGGUCAUUGUGCUGUUUGGCGUGACAGUGUGGCAUUAUUCUAGGCUUUGUGUGGGUCUGUAUUGUUCUCCUGUGGGAUCCUUUGUUGAGUGAGGGGGUAUAGUGGUGAUGCUGCAGGGCAUUGCUUUAUGCUGACUCUGACCUGUGGGAAUGGCAGGGACCAAUAUGGCCCUAUGACUAGGCCACAGAGAGAGAGAGGAGGAGACGGAGAGAGGAUCAGCAUCAGCAACGCCAAUCCAGUCUUGCCAAUCCCAAGAGAGCAUCGAUUUGGAAAUGGACUAAAAUACUUCUGGAUUAAAGACUCAUCUGUUCAAGUCCAAGUGUAGUCAUGCAGGAGAACCCAGGCUCUAUAGGUGUGGAUGGAGGAUACGCUAGCAAUGUACCUGCCUUCCUCACUAAACUCUGGACUCUUGUGGAGGACCCAGAGACCAAUCAUCUGAUUUGCUGGAGUACUACGGGCACCAGCUUCCAUGUUUUUGACCAAGGCAGAUUUGCUAAGGAGGUUUUGCCCAAAUACUUCAAACACAAUAACAUGGCAAGCUUUGUACGCCAGCUCAACAUGUACGGCUUCAGGAAGGUGGUGAAUAUUGAGCAGAGUGGGCUGGUGAAGCCAGAAAGAGAUGACACCGAGUUCCAGCACCUCUAUUUCCUCCAGGGCCAUGAGCAUCUGCUUGAGCACAUUAAGCGCAAGGUGUCAAUAGUGAAAAGUGAAGAGACCAAAGUGCGGCAGGAGGACUUAAGUAAGCUGUUGUAUGAGGUGCAGGUGUUACGCAGCCAACAAGAGAACAUGGAGAUGCAGAUGCAGGAUAUGAAACAGCAGAAUGAUGUUCUGUGGAGGGAGGUGGUGUCACUGAGGCAGAAUCACACACAGCAGCAGAAAGUCAUGAACAAGCUGAUUCAGUUCCUGUUCAGCCAGAUGCAGUCCAACACUCCUAGCACUGUGGGAAUGAAGAGAAAGCUUCCUCUCAUGCUGGAUGAUGGCUGCUCCACCCCUCCUGCCUCCAAAUUCAGCCAUAGCCACUCCAUGGAGUCCUUGCAAGAAUCUUUCUAUAUCCAGUCGCCAUCCACAGAAAGUGCAUCCUGCUCCACUAGCAGUGCGAUGACAGGAGGGCCAAUCAUUUCUGAUGUCACUGAAAUUUCACAGUCCACCACCAUGGCAUUACAAAUGCAGGCAGAGGAAUCAAGGGAAAAGUGUUUAAUGCUGAUUAAGGAAGAGCCGGUGAGUCCUGGAGUGCAGGGGCGAGGAGAUGGUGUACCACUCGGCUCCUGUGAGGUGUGCGCUGAACCCCCCGUCCUCCCUGUUGCCAUGGUUCAGUCCGUCCUAGAGGGCCGAGGAUCUAAUUUGGGAGAGAGAAGGGCCAAAAGACCCAUGCUGGAGAGACCAGAGAUUCCUGAUAAUGUGGAGAAUGUUGACAUGAGCCUGGAGGAGUUGCAGCUGCUUCUGAGGAGUCACCAGCAGAGCAUGGAAAGCAGUGCUGCAGCAAUGGAUCCCUUCACAUUUAGCCUGCCUUUGAAUGAGUGGAACUUCACAGAAAUGGACCCAAACCUGAAAUCAGAGCUGGCUAAUGCCCUCAUCCCCGCUGCUGUGUCCCAGUACAUGUUUCAGGGUCAGGAGGGAGAGACGUACCAAACCGCUGGCUAUGAGGAGCAGUGAAGACCUAAUAUGACAGCCAGCACAGAUCCCUCCUGAAAGACAAGCAGAGGGAUCCAUUUGAAAGCAUGACACUUGGAUUGCAUAUUAUUCCAACAUCAGAAGAGAAGGCUCAAAUUUAUCUCUCUAGUAGAUGUGGAGGUGAUAUAUCAAGUAAACUUAUGCUGACCAGCCCUUCAUGAAGAUUCACUUAGUAGGCCAUUGGUGGAAGGUGGAUUUUUACGAAUCAUUUGGAGCAAUUCAACUCUUUGGAGAUGGAAUAUUUACAAUAACCCCUUCUCAAAGCCUAUAAGGAGUUCAGGCUACAUCAAGAUCAUUUUGAAGAAAUUUUCCCAUGAUAAAAUUGCAUCCUAUGGAAACUUCUAAUCCCAAGGAAAGGCAAUAUCAAGCAUUUCCUUCCCAACGACCACAACACAUGUGAACUGUAUGCAGUAUAACACAAAUCAUUGUGGCCAGAGUUUGAAUGCACUUUAGUCUGUGUGUUGGAGUUUCUGCUUUGUGGAGCUGUGAUUUCAUUUUCCCUAAAACUUAACUGUAAAAAAAAUAAUAUAUUUUGUUCAAAUUGACUAUAAUGAAGCACAUACUUGUAUUUCAAUAUAUAUUUAAAGGCAUAUAAAAGUACUGGUUUAAUCAUAUUAUGUAUGUAUUAAUGUGAGAGGUCUAGGGGUUAAAAAUCAGACCUCACAGAAAGAAAACUGAAAUAAUGCACUGCUUUUUGCACAAUUUAGUGUAUUUUUCUCAGUAAUAUUCUGGAACAUAUUCUUAAGACAUCAAGUAUCUUUGUUUCAAUUUAUCUUUUAGUUGAUCGACUAGCCUUGCAGAAUUUAUAGUUGUCUUUGAUACGCUUAUGAUAUAUUGUGUGAUAUUUGCCCUCAUUUGAUACAAAUGUAUUGACCACAUUGGUUGAAUUCUUAAUUAAGUAGCUAAAGAUGACUGAAACAGCAACUGUUAAUGCCUUUGAGAUGAGCACUAUACUUAUGUAAUAUAUCUAUAUUUUAAUUAUUAUUAUACACUGUAUCUAAUUUGACGUUUUCAGUUGACUGUUUUUUUUAAACCCAACAACAAAAUUAGAGACUAACAAUGACAGUGCCUUAGGCUCUAGAUAAGAAUGUGUUUAUUGUUCCUGCCAAACCUCAUGUAAUGAGGGCAAAUGAACACACGACAUUCGAUAACAUUUCAGAGACCAUAAUGCACUUUGUUAUUACAGGGCAGCCAUAUAGCAAUGCAAAAUACCCUAGAUCUCUUACAAAUGCGUUGAAUUAUUAAGUGCAAUACUGUUGCAUUGAUUUAUAUGAUUUUCCUAAAAAGCAAUCUUGCUGCAUUGAUUUGUAUGAUUUCUCAAGGAUGCAACAUCUAAUGAUGACUUAGAUGGGAACUAUGAUGGAAUAAAAGAAAUUGCACUAAGGGUGAUAACUGUAUUAGAAAUAGCUUUUAUUCAGUGUUAGUUUAUACUCUUAUUUUUUCACUACUCCUUAAACUCCACUACUCAUAAAAUGGUUUAUUUUGAGAAGGGUGCUUUUUCACAUAGGUUGCAAGUCUUUUACUGUAUAUAUUUUUUUCAUAAUGUGGUUAAUUGCACUGGUAAAAAAAAAAAAAAAAUGAAUGUAGAUUAACAGAGCAAGACACAAAAGCAAGAAAGGAAACCAAUGUUGCAUAUUAAUUCUGGAUGUAGUCUGUUCCUGACUCCCACCAGCAUAUUGUUAAAAAUAUGUACACACGAAAAUUGUAAAACAAUAAACGUAUUUUAAAAGCA
Messenger RNA from Ctenopharyngodon idella (grass carp), 5191 nucleotides. It is a transcript of the gene hsf4, whose product is annotated as heat shock transcription factor 4. Lineage: Eukaryota; Metazoa; Chordata; Actinopteri; Cypriniformes; Xenocyprididae. The transcript is spliced from 13 exons. Gene Ontology annotation, biological process: regulation of DNA-templated transcription. The record is from RefSeq and is a predicted model, not a curated record. The coding region runs from base 2116 to 3441 and encodes 441 amino acids. Gene Ontology annotation, molecular function: sequence-specific DNA binding; DNA-binding transcription factor activity.